AUGCUCGACGAAUCGAAAACGGAGCUUGUCUCCAAUUUCGUGGCAGUGACUGGCGCCGAGGGUGCCGACGCACAGGACACCCUCGAGGCAUGUGGAUGGCGGCUGGAGGAUGCCGUGCAGCUUUACUUCGCUGCGCAUGGCGAGUCGUCCCUUGAAACUGACGAGAAACUAGCGCGGCGCUUGCAAGCUGAGGCGACCGGAGGCGCGGAACAGGGUCCGCAGCGCGCGGGUGCCCAAGAUGGCGACGAGAUUCGCGCGGCGAUUCCGCAGAUGACCGAUCGGCUCUACGGGAGCCAGCCGCACCAGGGACACUUGCAUCCAGUAUCUGGCGGGGGAUUUCUUCACGAGCAUGUUCGCCGGAUGGAGCAAGCGCCUCAGGCAGCGGCCAUGAUGUUCCCGUGCCCCGACCAGAUACUCACCCAGCUGCCCCUGAGCGAAUUGCAACAUCGUGCGGCGGACGAGGACAAGUGGGUAGUGGUGAACGUCCAGGAGGUGGAAGAGUUCGACUCACACGCCCUCAACCGAGACCUUUGGAGCAACGAACAAGUCCAGGCUGCCCUCGCUGCGUCCUCCCUGUUCAACCAGUACUAUGUGCCGACGAGCGAGGCGCAGCGCAUCUCGACGUUCUACAGCGUGGAGAGGAACCCAGUGAUCAUCGUACUCGACCCCAUCACUGGGCAGCAGAUGAAACAAGUGGUAGGGCAGGUGUCUCCGGAGGCUUUCAUCAGCUUUAUGGAACCCUUCAUGAGCAACCCGCCCUCUGGGGCAGGCGCCUUCCUCUCGAAGUCGAUGCGACCCGCCUCGGAGCAAACACCGGGAUCUGGCGCCGCCGGCUCACGUCCAUGCGCAGAGGAGCAAACAGCAGGGGACGUGGUCGUCGUUGACGACACCUCGGCCGACGACGAGGCUGACAUUCGUCCUGGGAAAGCCACGGCUGAUGCAUGCAGCACACCUGUGGAGCCCCUCGCCGAAGAACCGCCUGCCGGGCAUGAACGCUCGUGCCGUGUCGCUCUCCGCCUCCCGGACGGUCGCAGGCUGCAGAGGCGCUUCCUGAUCGAUCAACCCGUGCGGCAACUUUUGUCCUGGGCCUGGUCAGAGCUGCCCGACUCAACGCGCGACCGUCCCUUCGAGCUGAAGGAGGCAAAGCCUGGGGCGGCACCUCUGCUCUCGAGCGACAGCAUCGAAUCCAGCGGCGCAGCGAACUCAGCGCUAGUGCUGAGGUGGGUGGAUGGUCCGUGA
This is a messenger RNA of Pedinophyceae sp. YPF-701, 1239 nucleotides long. The record is from the annotation of a GenBank genome assembly. NCBI's taxonomy places the organism in Eukaryota, Viridiplantae, Chlorophyta, Pedinophyceae.